CAAAACCAGUUUAGCGUCAAAAUGAAAACAAAAAUAUUUUAGAAACUGACAGAAUGAAGAAAUAACUAAAACGGCACACUAUGGCUACCAAGCAGCACAUGAGGUUGAAGUGGAUUGAACACUUCAACUCUCUGUGGAUGCCAAAGGAUUGUGAGACUGUUAUAAACCCACAGACACUGAAUCUGUUGUUUGAAAGCCUGGUGUCCAACAGAGAGGUUCUGCAAGUUUCCCAGAAUGCUGUUCAUCUCCGUGGCCCGGUAAUUGCAGACUUCGAACAGGAGACCUACUCAGUUAACGAACAAGAGCACCUGCUGAACUUGCUUCUGUCUAGUCAGCUAGCACUGGCUGAUAUUGUCUAUACGAGGACACCGUUUGCUGCCAGACUUCAAAAACGCUUGAUUGUCCUCCAGAGAAUAUACCACGCAGUUUCCACCAAGUAUCAUGAAAAAUACAAUGUCAGACUCGAUCAUCUGAACAAUGAAGAAAAUGAACUGGAGUGCAGAGACGCCACACCAAUUGUUUCAUAUCAGAUGCCGACAGGUAACGAGGCACUGGUCGAACUGGGGGUCAAAACAGGCCUAAGUCUGCUGUUUUCUCUUCUGCGUCAGAACUGGACCUUGGCGGAGAAAUGUGGCCAUCUUUCACUGUGUAAUGAUGUAUUCCGUACGGCUAUCGGAGUUGUGUUGUCACUACCACCUCUUUCUCUUGCCAAUGAAACAAAGAUGACUGCUUUGGGAGUGGACUCGCUGAAUGAAAUAACAAAAUUUCUAUGUGCGGCAGCAAACCCGUCGAGUGGUGCAGACAUAUUAGGACAGCAGCUGGCCUCUGAUUUGAUGAUCUCCCUAGCAACCCAGCGAGGAUCUCUUCGUUAUUUAUUGGAGUGGAUUAAGUUGUCUCUUGAUGUGUCGACCACAGCUCAGCUGGAACAGAAACGUGGCAACCAGGCUGGUCAGGGCAUGCUUCGGUGGAGCUUUUUUGACAAUGUCUUACAGGCUAUGAUGAAGUCGGCAGGAGGACCAUGUCGUUUUGCCAAAAAGAACAAGCCAACAAUGACAGAUGAUGAUCUUUUCCCCAUGUAUGAAGCUGGUCUUCACUUGCUGGAGGAGCUCCAAGCUCUGGCUGAAGAAUAUGCCAACAGCUGUUCUGGUCCAGAUGAGAAUAAGAACAAUCCUAUUAUCAACACGAGUCACCAGCCCGUCUUGACGGCGAUCAUACCCUGCGACAUGUAUACCUGGGGUAGUAACAGCAGUCACCAGCUCGCUGAAGGCUCUGUGGAGAAAAUUGUCAUCCCCAAACAGGCCUCAUCAUUUCCAGAGUGUCAGCAGAUCGAGGCUGGCCAGUUUUGCACAUUCAUCAUUCACACUGACGGCUCGGUGAGUGCAUGUGGCAAGGGAAGCUAUGGCCGACUUGGGCUUGGCGACUCAAACAAUCAGGCUCUGCCAAAGAAAAUUGUCUUUGACCCAAACCAUAAAAUGAAGAAAAUCUCCUCGUCUAAAGGCUCAGAUGGGCAUACACUAGCACUGUCGACAGAAGGAGAGAUAUUCAGUUGGGGAGAUGGAGACUACGGGAAACUUGGACAUGGCAGUAACCUCACACAGAAGAGUCCAAAAAUUAUCAUCGGACCUCUCACCAGCAAGGUUGUAAAGUGCAUCUCCGCUGGCUACAGACACAGUGCGGCUGUCACGGAAGAUGGCGAGUUGUAUUCAUGGGGGGAAGGUGAAUAUGGUCGUCUAGGUCACGGAGACAGUUCGAGCCGUAACCUGCCGAAGCACGUCAAACAGAUCAGCGGAGUCGGUCAGGUGGCCUGUGGCAGUUCCCACACACUGGUCGUUUCACAGGAUGGUCGAACUGUGUGGUCAUUCGGAGGUGGCGAAAAUGGUCAGCUUGGCCAUGGAGACAUGAACCGACAGUAUGAGCCAAAAAUUAUUGAGGCGUUGGUGGGGAUGUAUAUUCAAAAGGUUGUCUGCGGCUGUCAGUUUUCCCUUGCCUUAACAUCCACUGGACAGAUUUAUGCAUGGGGAAGUGGUUCCUGUCUAGGCUGUGGUGCCUCUGAGGUGAUCAGUUUGCGUCCACGUCUGAUCGAGGAGCUACAGAAUAUCCGUCUGGUUGACAUUGCGUCUGGUGACAGCCAUUGCUUGGCUCUCACACAUGACAAUGAGGUAUAUGCCUGGGGCAACAAUGGCAUGGGUCAGUGUGGCCAAGGUCACACCCAAAGUCCCAUCACGAGGCCAAGGAAAGUGCUCAGCCUGGACGGUGCGGCUAUUCAGCAGAUAUCGGCCGGCACAUCUCACAGUGUGGCUUGGACAACUCUGCCUCUAGACAGACAAGUUGUGGCGUGGCACAGACCGUUCUGCAUAGAUCUUCAGGAACACACGUUCAAGCUACUGUGUAAUUUCCUCGAGCGGUAUUGUGAUGACUUCAACAAUGACAUUCCACCUGCACCUUUUCAAACAGAGCAAGAACAUCAGCGGUUUGUGUUGUUGUGUCUGAAACUAUUGCGUUCACACCUUUCAUUGGCUGUUGCUGGAGGUUUGGGUAGUGAGGUGUUCGGCAAACAAACUCGGCCACUAAGAAAUCUUCUGUUUAGACUGAUGGAUACCACCACCCCGGCAUCUAUUCAUGAGGCUGUAGGAGACACGCUUUCUAUUGGAGCCCCUCUGUUGCUGCCCCCACUGAGAGAAAGAAUGGAACUGCUCCACACUCUUCUACCUCAGGGUCCAGGCUGUUGGGAGAGCUUGACCAAAGGGCAGAGGAUGCAGUUGGAUAUUAUUCUGACCAGCUUGCAUGAUGACCAGGCUAUAGCCGGUGUGCUGGGCCUGCCAUGUCUACUCUCGUGUAAAGAGGCGGGCGACAAACUUUGGCUGGCCGAGCUACUCAUGAAGACCAUUCUCAGGAAUCUCGCAUCCCAUACAGAAAAAGUCCUCACAGCGUUUGAAAGUAAUGGAGGAAGCUUACCAAAGAACAGUGCAGAGGCGUCGCCACCCUCUCACCUGCACACUCUCCUCUCGUCCCUACAGAAACACCUGCUGGCUUUCUGCUUUACCAAGUCAUCCGACAACGCUGCCUUGGUUCGACCGGUCAUCACCCACCUAAAUAAUCAUCUGUCGUUACUUCUGUCCAUGUGUGGGGAAAUCUUCUCACGCACCACACAGAUUGUACACAAUUUAUCCAGUGUCCCUGACCUUUGGGAGAAUAUUGAAGAGAUCCUCCUCGGUUCCCCGGUUGGCGGAAUGCUGCUGCAUGUUCUCCACUGGAUGCUAGUGAUGCCCAGCAACCAUGUCAGUUUCCUGCUGCAAGAUAUUCUGGCUCUCUUGACCUGCAUCGACAAGCUCUGCAAGGCGUUGCCACACAUACACACACUGGAACAGGUGGAAUUAGAUCCUCAGCAAGAGAGUGAGCGCGAUCUUGGCUGGAUGUGGCUGGUAGACAUGGAGCGGGCGUGCUCCCUGGUGGUGGGGACCAGUAUUGGACAGAUGCUGCUCGGCCCUCCAGACACCCCCGAGGAACGAAAGUGCUCUCUCUGGCUGCAGAGUUCGCUGCUUAGCAACGGCUUGGAGAUGCCUUACAGCCAGUUUGAAAAAACUUCCAAACGUCUCUUUGACUAUUACAUCGAAUCGAAUAAACGUAGGUACAGUGGGAGCUUCGACAUGAACCUUGACCCAGCUAUUGUGAUGCUUCUUGACCUGGCCAUGGGUGCUCAGACUGAGUCUGUUCAGCGGGCCUUGGGGAUGAUGGUCGACUAUGCUGAACACCACGACCUAGACACCAGUGAUUUGCAGGAGGAGCCUCUGCUGGACAUGGUGGGGAGAUUCUAUUUGGCAGCACUCAUCAAACAUCUCAAUUUAACCAAGACCGCACUUGAAGGAGAAAAACCUACAAAAAGACUGGCAGCGGUGUACUACAAUGUGUAUCAACUCCGAAGCAAGAUUUUGUCAUACAAGCAGCCUGGAGGUUCACAGUCGACAAAGUCGGAAAGUGAUCCGAUAGGCAAAUUCUCCGACAUCGAUCUUGGCGAAUCUGGCCAUGACAUUGCAGAAGACACAGAGUAUUCUGAUCAAGUCCGAAAUGAUUCUGAUGGAGAAGGUGAAACAGUCAAAGUUUCCAAAAAAUCUGAGCAGAAAAACAUCACUUACGAAGAUCUCUGUCAAGCAGUUAUACAUCGAUGUGCUUUCCUGCUCCUUGGGGUCAAGGCUUUUGGAGAUGAUGAACAGUCGAUAGCAAGCAAGAUCAACAUAGAUGCCCACAGUUCUCUUGAACUAGAUAAAGAUGUGGAGGUUGGGCAGUCUACAGAGCAAAGACAGUUGUUUAGAAGAGGAAGUUUCCCUGAUUUAUUUUCAGCUGAUUUUCAGGCUGAAGGCAUUCAAAGACAAAAUCAACCAGGAAGAAUCACUCCCACCUCCCAGCCUAAUCAGAGAAGAGUGGUGGGAUCUAACUUCAGCACUCUACAGAUGGCGAAAGAGGCCCUGCGACGCCUUCGAUGGAGACGUGAGAGAAUGGAGAACAUGACCUUGACCUCAAAAGACUUUGAAAGUCAGAGUUCAUCGGCUCAUGCACUGACCCUGCAGAUCGAGAGAUUUGUCGGUGGCGAUCAGCUAUCGGUGGCGACCGACACGGGUCCCAUUUACUCUGUGCUGACCUGGGUCAUAGGGAAGGCCAUGGAGACGCAACAAGAACGAGCAGAGUCCCGUCUUGAUGCUCUCAAUCAAAUUGUUUCCCUCUUGACAACCUGGAAAGAAAAGACAAAGGUUGAUGACAGCUGUCCAUCAUCUAAAAGUCCCACCUCCACUACCUUUCUUACAUCCGCCCACCUUCAGCUAUUGGCUGGAUGCUUUGGGUUGCUGGUGCUGCCAUCUGAAGGGUUAAAUACAACCACUCAGCUUUACCACUACCAGGAUUCUAUCAAAGUGGCCCGAUCACAAACCCAGCAGGAAAUACAGUUGGUGGUUCACCGGAUAUAUGAGGCACUUGUCGCAUCGCUGCUCGAUACAAAACAUGGCUGUGAUCCUAACAAGCACCUGCUGCUGUCGUGUGUGUUUGCACUAAGUGUCAAGUACCAGCCGGCUGAUGUUUCUCUCGCUGUGUCGUGCGGCCUCCUCCCGGCUCUGUUUGACCUCAGCGAGGACGCGACCAUGUACCCCUAUACCAUGCUGCCGGCACGCGAGUGUCUGUCGGCACGUGACACCGAAACCAUUCUGCAGGUCUCCAGUUACCGGCUCUUACAGGUCAUCGCUGUCACUGUCGGAACCUAUGCAGAUCGACUGAGUUUUGGAGUUGUCCAGUCCAUCAUUGAUCUCCUGUGGAGUCAGCUACAGAACCACCUCACAGUGGCCUGCAUACAGAUGGAGGAAAAACAGUCUAAAAUACCACACACCUGGGAUGCUGAAACUGCCUGUGUUUCCAAUGGUGAGACUACUGUGGGAGACUUCCUCGUGUACCUGCGUAGGACCGCAGCGUGUGUGGCCAUCCAGCAGAAACUAACGGCAGAGAAGUGGGUCAGUGCACUGCUCUCGAUUGCAUGUGGUACAAGUCAGGAAGGUUUUCCAUUAUUCUGUAAUCUGCGCACACGACUUCUGUCUCUGUUUCUGUUGGAGACGGUACUUCCCGCUGCGAGCGUUGAUGAAGAUGCGGUUUACAAACAAAAGGUGGUUGGUCAGCUGUUCGAUUGUCUCUCUGACAACAUGUGGCGGAUCCCUGAAGCCAUCUUUCGACUGGACGCAGAGAACAAAAAGAAUGACUUACAGAAGCAGAGCGAGUCUGCAAAGAAGUCUCCGGACAAAUCAUUCCCUGGUAAAGUGGGCGGGGCCAAUCUGGUGCAGUCGGCCACGUUUGACAGUGACAAGUGUGUGAACUGCUCCGUCGAUAAUGCCCACUGCGUUGUCACUCACAGUGUCGGUGGGCGGGGCUAUGCUCUGGGCAGCACAGUGCUCACAUCCGGCUGCUACCAUUGGAAGUUUCUGAUAGUGAGGGAGAACCGAGGCAAUGAAGGGACGUGUGUAGGAGUUGCUAAGUUACCAAUCCGCGACCAUGGCCACCGCACGACAUCGGACAUGUGGUUGUACCGCGCGUACAGCGGUAAUCUGUACCACAACGGCGAACAGACGUUGAUCCUGUCAAGCUACACGCAGGGAGACUACGUCAGCAUCGUCCUCGAUGUCGACGCAAGAACACUAGCUUUUGGGAAGAACGGAGAGGAGCCUCAAGUUGCGUUUGAAGACAUCGAUUCGACUGAGCUGUAUCCAUGUGUCACGUUCUACAGCAGUAAUCCUGGAGAAAGGGUGAAGUUGACAGACAUGCGGUAUCAUGGCGGUAUCCCAGACUUGUUGCCGGGUGACCCAAUGUGUGCUCCAGCAACGUCGGUCAUGGUUGAAGCAGCAAUAACUGUAAUCCGUAAAAUGCAUGUCAUGGACGCCUGGACUUCCUGUGUCAACAGCCAUAUUUGCUCAAUGCUUAACAAGGUCAAGGACACCGAUGACACUAGCGGAGAAACAAAAGCAAACAUACCAGAAAUAACAGUGCAAGAACCGGAAACUGAAGACAAUGUUGAGACUGAUGCUCAAAAAGAAGAUGUGGAAGUUACAACAGAAAAAACUGAUGAAGAAACAGAAAGCACAAAGGAUGAUGACGAUGAUGUGAAAAAUGUGAAAGAUGAUAUGAAAGAUGAUGUGAAAAAUGUGAAAGAUAAUGAGCAGAAGACCAGUACUGGUAACACUGAGACUGGUACUGUCCCGUUGUUGAGACCACACUUCUCCGAGUCCAUGAGUGAUGUCAGGCUAGACCUGCUCUGUAACCAGGUGUGGCCUUGCUUGGCAGUUAUGGGUGGUGUGGACAGUGGGUUGAGAGUUGGCGGCCGGUGUCAGCACAAAGUGACAUCUAGAAAAGGGACUGUGAUGGGUCUGGCGAGAGAGGGGUCAUCGUCUCUGAAGGUGUUGUGGGAUGAAGGAGAUUCAACAAACAGUGAUACCACCAUCAACAACCUCGAACCUCUUCCACCGGUCGCUUUCUCCGUGGAGAAACUCGAAGGCCUGACCGCCUGCCACCUGAAGUCCAUCUUCGAGCUGACGGACAUUGUCCAGGAGAAGAAGUGUGCUGGUUUCGACCCUGACCCCGGCGCGGAGGUGGUGAGACAGCGGAAGAAGCAAAAGAAGAUCCGGGAGGCGAUGCUCAAGGUGAAGGAGCAGCUUCAGGAGGACAAGAAGGCCCAGGACGACCUCAUGAAGGAGCUGGACGACGACAUCGCGCGCAUCCUUGACGAGGAGUCUGAGGACGACAACAUAUCGCUCAGACCACUCGGAGCUGAAGAAUCAAAUUCAGGAAGCCUCGACCUUUUUGUGCUGGCCAGGGAAGACAAUACGUCAGACAGCCGAGAGGAGAUAGAACAGAGAAACACGGAGGAAGCUCGGGUGUCUGAGAUACAGGAUGAAGUCGCUGAUACAACCGUGUCCACUGUCGACAUGGAAUUUCACUCGUCCGACCAACAGGCUGAACCGAGUCGUGCUGAAUGUGUUGAGGUGGAAAGCUGUCAGAACGUGGAAGCUAAACCAGAAGAUGAGUGCAAUAAGGAGAGUACAGGGGUUGUGGGUCACGAAACUCCUGUGUCACUGGAAACCACUAGUCAGGUCGAUGACGGCGGGACGGGCCGUGGUCACUCUAGCGUCGAGGGCGAGGAAGACGCUAGUCAGGUCGAAAUGGAAGCUGAAAAGGCGACAAAUCAAAUGCAGCUGGAUGGAGCGAAAGAACUGAAGUUCAUGAAGUUUGCCUUCUUGCAGCUGUCUGCUUUAAAGACUCUCUGCGCCAUCGUUUGCAGUAAUGGAUAUACGGAGAUGCUGCUCGUGCCGAAAACGGAGGUGGUGGUGGACGAUUCAAAAACGGCAUCGAAAGAUGAAGCUCAGGAUACGGAGGUGAAAGACGGUUUGUUGAACGAGGAGUCAAAAGUAAGUCUGGGUCACAGUAAGUCGGAGGGACCGCUUCACAAAGACUGCGAGAUGAUCGGCGUCCUGAGGAACAUCAUCAAGUCACUGGUGCAGAAAGCUACCAUGCCAUGUCCAUUUAAAAGAGUCGUUUCCCUUGGAGAACUCGAGCGAAUGUUAACCGUCUUACAGAAACUGGUGUUCAUGAUCCGCACAGAGGAACAGUAUGGGAUAAAGUUAACUGAUGAGACCUGUCGUGGAACACAGAGUCUGGAGUCAAACAGUGAGACAUCUGUUGGCAGUCGUAACUCGGACACCAGCAUGUCGUGUGAGGUCGACUCGAUGAGCCAGCUCUCCAUCGGAACACAGCAGGCCUCCAUUCUCAGAUACAUGAGGUCCAGCCCAGAGGAUUUAUCUAUAGCUGGACUGGCCAGGCGGAUGCUUCUGUCCCUGCGUCCUCAACUUGUUCAGCCCAUCCCACAGCCCCGGUUUGCUCCCCCACCCCUGCCGCUGAGAUCUCGCUCCCCCUCACCACCACCCCCUCCGGUGGUUAUUCCUCUCCUUGACAUGGGCUUCACCCUGCCUCAUGUCAGGCAGGCACUUUCUGCAACAAAUGUGAAUGGCCAGGAGGUGACUGCUCGCUCCAUCAACACGCUGGCUAUCUGGAUGCUGGAGAAUCCAUCGGAUGUGGUGGAGGAGCUGGCCGCGGCACCGUGCGCCACCGAAAACUCCCUAUCGGACGAUGCUGACACCAUCCCAGCUGCAGGCCGAGAAGAAGAGUUGCCAAUUGAAACGCUGAGUGAUUCAUCAUCUGAUGAAACAUUUGACCUGCCGAGGAUCGGUCGAGUGUCGCCGAUUGUACGCCGGCCCCGACGACUAGCACGCAGUAGACACAUCGACAUCAGAAGAUUCUGUGCGCAGUCGAACCGUGAACGUCGUGACCGUCGGGAGCGGCGACAAGAAGUUGAUGAAGCACGACCACUGUAUGACCUGACUGAUGAAAUGCAGGAUGAGAUGUAUUACUGUGAGGAUGGGCUGGAAGAUGUGUUCUCCUUCAUCCCUUCCUCCACUAGUAUCACAGACCUUGUCAGUCAAUCUGACGGCCUAUUGGAGCGUGUAACAUGUGAGCUGUGUGGCACAGAAACAACCACUCUCAACAGACACAUGAAGGAAUUCCACCCAGGGUGUGGAUGUAACUGUGAAGGACAUGCGUACCGUAGUAACGGUGUGUAUGAGACCGGGUUGCCGGGAGGGAUGUGCGGCUACGGUACAACCGUCUACUACCUGUGUCUCAUCUGUAGAGAUGCGUACCUGCUGCAUUACAACCGAGAGCAGACGGACGAGGCUCGGUCAGACGGUGCCAAGAGAACUCUAGCUCGAACCUCAGCUCCGGACCUUCUUGGAUCUCUAGACAAAGGAACAGAUGAUGGCCUAGCUUUUGUAUCCGAGGAAAGGUUCAGUCUUGUGAACAUCAGUGUUGAGAACUAUCAGAAUCUUCUACCCCAGCUGGGCCUCACGGACAAGAAGACCAUACCGGACACGGUGCGAUUCCAGGACUCUGACCCACUUGGUGCAAAACUGAUGGCCAGCAAUGCAGGAUACACAGUUAAAGAAUCUACAAGUAGCCACUCGAGAACCUCUCGGUUUGAUGUCAGACCGAAGACUCUGGGAGAACAGGUGUUGAACAUUAAAACCAGCAGCGAUCGUCUUAUUGCUCUUAGACGGACAACCGCAGCAACUCAAGUGUCACUCGCUCGAACCAUCAUCAUGAGAGUUCUCUCACUUAUCACAGAAAGUAGAACAUCAUACAGUUUGUGUGUCGCUCUGGAACUGAUUGGGCUGUCUGAUAUUAAACACAUCAUGCGACUGAUGGCCCUGUGUGCGGCGGGGAAGCUGAGCUGCUCGGGCAACACUGGACAGCAGGUGUCGCAGGAGUGCAUGAAGAACCUGACCACGGCCGCAGGAGCUCUCGUCCAGGAAAACAUCCAGUCACUCAAGCAGCUUGCGCAGCUGUGUACUCAGGAACUGAUGAUGGCUGCGUUAGGAUCGAACAGUGUGCCCGAAACGCCGAACGCCCGAAUACCGCCGAAAUUUGCCGUCACACAGGCCCUCGUGUCACUCCUGGUUCAGAAGGGCUGGAGUCAGAAACUUCUUCAGCUUCAGCUGGCAGAGGAUGGAGUCUCUGCCGCUAUGAACAGCACUGCAGAUGAGAAGUUUUCUCCACUCUUGUUGAUCAACGCCCUGUCUGCGUGUCUGAUAUCAACAAAAAUACCAUUCAUGUACCGCCAGUGGGCCGCCCGCCAACUGAUGACGGCCCUGUCGGCCCAGGGGGAUCCCCGGGUGACAAUGUCGGAGAACCAGGUCGACCUGGGAGGGGACCUGCCUCUGUGGCACAUAUCCAAGUUAGAAGCUCACCAAAACAGGGUGUCACAGUGCGUGUGGUCUGCAAAGAAAAGUCUGCUGGCUUCAGGUGGCUAUGAUGGUACUGUGCGCCUGUGGUCGCUGCUGUCAAACCGCACUCACCAGUUCCUCCAGCAGACGUUCGUCUUCAACAGCGGUGAGGACGUCAGCCACGACGACCUCAACAACAACCUGCUGGGACUGAUCUGCUUCAACAGCGCUGGCAGGCUGCUUGCCGGGGCCAUCAACAACCUGGUCAACAUCUGGAUCAUCGGAGGUAGCAAUGGUCACCUGGAUGUCCAGCCCCAGUGGGUGACCGCCUUGUCGUGGCCGGAGCACAAGGGCUUGUUUGAGGGCCGACUGGGCAUCAUGACCGACACCCUGCUGGUUGGUCGGCUGGACGGGUCCGUCGCUCAGAUCGAAGUCCUCGAUAUUUUGACCUGUCGGAGGAAAGAACUCCAGCACUGCACACGGAGAAACGUGUCUGUCACACAGAUUGCCUGGUUUAACGAAGACCAGCGGUUUGCCAUCGGCUACAGUGAUGGUGUGCUGUCAUUAUGUGGCUUGUCAGAACUAACAGAUAUUAUCACCACAGAAGCUCACAAAAAUUCCCUGACGUUGUUGAAGUGGGACCCGACUGGUCAGAUGGUGGCGUCCUGUGCGACCAGCGACAAGGACCUGAAGAUCUGGACAUGUCAGCGAGACCGCCUUGUCUGUCUGUUGUCGCUACCGCACUCCGCCGCGGUGUCCACCUUCCAGUGGUGCAGCAUGCCCGGGGUUGGGGACAACAAGCAGCUGCUUCUGGCUGGAGGAUCAGCGGAUGGUGUUGUGUCAGUGUGGUGCGUUCCACAAAUACCACACACAGAGGAACAUGCAGCUCCGUUUGGCAGAAAAUCUACAGCGCAGCCACAGUCUUCUGAUGAGGAAAACACAGAAGACAGGAACAAAGAAGCAGACACAGCAGAGAAGAAACCUGUACAAGUAUUGGUUGGUCAUGUAGCCAGCAUAUGGUCCCUGGCGUUUAGCCCGUCUGCUCUCCUGCUUGCUGUUGGCUGCUGCAAGGGCUGGCUUAAUGUCUGGUCCCUACAGGAUGGCUCGUUGCUACAGACAAAGUCCGGCAACGGAACAGUGAAGAGUCUUUGCUGGAUCAGUGAUCGCUACAUUGCGUACUGCUUCAGCAGGUCAAAGGAUGUGCACGUGCUGCAGUACAAACCUGAGGUGUACGGGAAAGACUUGGUGGUCGCGGUUGCCAGGAAAGUGCUGAAGGCGCGGGGAAUUAUGGGUCUCGACGCGUCACCAUACUUCAAGGGCUUUCUCCAGCGACUGCCAAACAUGCUGCAGGAACAGUACCUCUAUGAAAAGCCAGUGAUUAUGUUGGGAGAUCAGCUGACCCACAGCCAGUACCUGCAGUGUCUGACUGCCAUGUGCGUGGAUCUGGCCAUCGAUAAAACUCUGUGUUUUGUCCCUGCACCGUUACAUCACCAGUCUCCACAAACUUUGGCCAGUCGAAUCGUGCAGGCAUGGCAGUGGCUGUUGUCCUAUUCCACAGUGGUGAAGACUGCACAUGCACUAACCAAUCACAGCUCAUUCCCGGCCACAUUUUCCACCCUCAACAAGGACGAGGCUGUACAAGUCCAUGGGGAAGGAUACGACAACAGCAAGUGGGACUUGCUGAAGGACAGUCAGAUCAUGUCGUGGGCGACGAACCACCCCGAGGACUGGCAGGUCGGGGGGCGGUGUCAGGCGUAUUUGAUGGGUACUGGCCGGCAUGGGCAGCUGUGUGAGGGUGGUAGGACGUCGCUCACCCCAGUACACGUGUCGUCAUUCUACUGUGCUCAGCAGAUUAUUUGUGGACUGAACUGUACAUUUGCCAUCCAAGUGAACGGCACAGUGAUGGCAUGUGGAGAGGGAAGCUAUGGUCGCCUUGGACAAGGAAAUUCAGAAGACACACACAUCCUAACUGCUAUUGGAGGUCUACAAGGUUUUGUGAUUGUCCAGCUGUCGUCGUCCGUGGGUUCCGACGGUCACAGCAUGGCAGUCACUGACUGUGGCGAGGUCUUCAGCUGGGGGGACGGCGACUACGGCAAGCUGGGACACGGAAACAACGAUCGGCAGAAACGGCCCAAACAGAUCAUGGCUCUGCAAGGCGAAGAAGUCAUCCAGGCUUCCUGUGGCUUCAAGCACAGUGCUGUCGCAACCAUGGAUGGAAAGCUGUUCACUUUUGGAAAUGGUGACUAUGGAAGACUGGGCCAUGGAUCCAGAUCUGACGAGAAGCUGCCAACAAGAAUCGUGUUUCCAGAUAAUAUUAAAAUUGGACAGGUAUCGUGUGGUCUGAAUCACACUCUCUGUGUCUCCACCGAUGGUACGUCAGUGUGGGUGUUUGGAGAUGGUGAAUACGGACAGCUUGGCCUGGGUAACACACUGUCCAAGUCUACGCCGACGAAAAUCGAAGCCUUGCAGAGACACGUCAUCAAGAAAGUGGCGUGUGCCGCACAGUUCUCCGUGGCCUUAACCAAAGAUGGCAGGGUGUUCACUUGGGGUCAAGAACGGUUAAUAGGACAACCCGAGUCCCAGCACAGGAACCACUUCAAGCCACAAGAGGUCUCCGUGUUGUCCAGCUACUUCAUCGAGGACAUUACCACAGGGGCAGACAACGCCAUCGUCCUCACCUCUUCUGGUGACGUGUGGGUAUGGGGGAAUAACUCUGACGGACAGCUGGGACUGGGUCACACAACAUCUCCAGUGAGGGAGCCGCAGCAGGUGCAAUCCCUUCGUGGGAAGAACAUACGACAGAUAUCAGUCGGCCGCUCCCACAGUGCCGCCUGGACUGCUCCCCCGCCAGCCAGACGAAGUCCCGGCACCCCGGCCCCUCUUCAGCUGGGUGUCCCCGAACGUAUCCCUCCACAAUACGGCGCUCUCAAGGAUGUGCAGAUUGAAGCCAUUCGGGAACGAUUCACGGUGCUACAUCAGUUCUCGGAUCUCGUCUAUACGUCGUGGAGGCUCAUUAACUUCAUGCCAAAACAGGGUACGCGAAGUCUGGAUACAGUGGAUGGGUUAGCUGAUGGACGCUUACGACCAUUGCUCACGCCAAAUGUUUACACUCUGCCCAUUGUGAGAUCAGUUGGCCGAACCAUGACACAAGGGAGCAACUGCCGUCCUCUAAUAACUGUUAAACGCUUGGCAACAAGAGGUAAGAAGUGUGAGCCGGUGUUUGUCCAGAUCGCCCACCAGGUGGUCAAACUGCGGCCCGAGGAGCUGCGGUUGCCGGCGCAGGCGUGGAAGGUGAAGCUGAUCGGUGAAGGUGCUGACGAUGCUGGUGGCGUGUUUGACGACACAAUCACGGAGAUGUGCAUGGAAUUAGAGUCUGGUGCAAUCCCUCUGCUAAUACCAACACCAAAUGCACUGAGUGAAUCUGGCAAUAACCGAGACAGAUUUCUUUUGAAUCCAUCUCUGACAUCUGAUGAUGACUUGGUGCUAUUCAAGUUCCUCGGGAUUCUGUUUGGUGUGGCCAUCCGCACCAAGAAACCGCUUGAUCUGCAUCUCGCCCCUCUCGUCUGGAAGCUCCUGGUCGGUAUACCCCUCAGAGUGGACGACAUUGAAGAGGUGGAUCACAUCUACAUCCAGAGUCUAAAGGGAAUACAGGACAUUCAUGAACAGGGUAUCAAUGAGACAAACUUCUAUGAGUACAUUCCACUCGAUUGUUUUGAGGGUCAGAGUAGUGAUGGCCGCCGCGUGCCAGUGGUUCCCGGUGGAUACCAGAUUCCUCUCCACUUCCACAAUCGGUGCGAGUACGCCGAGAAAGUCCUUCAGUAUCGACUACACGAGAUGGACAAACAGGCGGCCGUGAUCCGUGAAGGGAUGUCGUGGAUAAUACCGGUUCCUCUGUUAUCGCUGCUCACUGGAGACACGCUGGAACAGUUUGUGUGUGGCACGUCCGAGGUUUCCAUCGACAUCUUCAAGAAGGUUGUCAGAUACCGAGGUAUUGAAGAAAAUCACACAGUGGUGAAGUGGUUCUGGGCGGUGCUGGAAUCAUUCACUAACGAGGAACGUAUUCAGUUCCUACGCUUCAUCUCCGGUAGAACCAGACUUCCCACCAGCCCAUCCGAUAUGACACAGCGAUUCCAAAUCAUGACCUCAGACCGGGGAAUGAACAGCCUGCCCACCUCCCAGACGUGUUUCUUCCAGCUGCGUCUUCCCGCCUACAGCAGCCAGGAGUUGCUGGCCGAGAAACUGAGGUACGCCAUAAACAACUGCCGCUCCAUUGACAUGGAUAACUACAUGCUGGCGAGGAAUGCCGACAUGGCCAUGGACACCGAUGAUGACACGUAGUGCGAGCAGAUCUCCACCCAGUCCGUUUGUUGACGGAACUAGUGGUUUAUCACUGAAACGGAAAAUUACAACAUCGUGUGGAUGCUGUUUGCUUCACAAUAAUGUUUACAAUGUAAUUGCUGCCGAAUUACAAGUCCAUUUGUUUACAAGAUGGUGUCAGUGACUGUUUGCUUUACCAGUUUCAAUGUUUUCCAGUCCAUGAAUGUCACGAUGCAAUCUUUUUGACUUAUUUGCAAGUCGGUUUUCAGUCUGUAUUAAUCUUCCACCUUAUCUGUAGGAUUCCCAAUUGGAGUUAGUGCUACGUAGUAGUUAUUCCACUAUCAAACACAUGUUUGUUACCAUCUUGCUGGUCCAGGAAUUACCAUAAAUCACAAGAGUCUUUAAAAUUGAUGGUUCAUGUAAAUAUGUUGAAAGUUCCUGUUGGAAUCAUAUUUAUUAAACUGCAAGUUUACUGGUGCAAAAUGUUCAAAAUCGGAGUUACGUUUUGAUAAGUAUGUUCUAUGAAAUGCAUGUUAACUCUCUGCCAUGCAAGUUAUUGUGACAUUUAUUUCAAAAGAUUUAGUUUUUAUAUGCAGUAUAACAUUAUCCAUUCUUGUUCUCUAGUUUUUGUUGGUCUUAAUUUUAUUUAUAGCUUUUUUUUUCUUUUUUUUUCAAGGGGGUUGAGGGUUUUGUUCCCCUAAGUGUUAAUUAUCACAUGGUCUUAAAACUGAUUGGGUCAUAUGCUAAUAUAUACCAUCAAAAUAUGUCAUUUCUUUUUUCUACUUUUGUUUUCAUUUCCUUUAAAAUGUUUAGUUGCUGUUAUACAGUGUAUUUUUAUCGUUAAGUUACCAGUUACCGGAAUACUACACCUUAAAAUGGUAUUUAUUAUACCAGAACUAAUGGAACUGUGUUUUGUAUGUUAUACUUAUAGUAUUCUAUUUAUUUACAGCUAACACAGUAACAAAACAAAUGGAAUGGCAUCAAUUCAGUGGUAGAACACUUGACAGAUUAUCUGCCUCUUCCAGUCAGUAAUCUACUACUGGUUAUAUAUUUAUAAGUUUGUGGCAUGUCUGUAAAAAAAACAAAAUGCAAAUAAAAGAUAUCCCACUACUAACUGAAAGGAGUAGUGUAUGUGACAUGAUGUUUCUUCUCUAGUAUUCUUGACGAGGUGCAACACCAUUUGUUGAACACCUAAUAGCAACUAAUUAUCCAGUAUUGUAGGCUGGCAUCAAACACUAUGAUACUUUCUUCCUGCAAAUAUACAAUGGGAAAAGUCGUGAAAGUUGGGAUGCUUUUUAAAACUAUUACUAAAUGUUUACAUUACAAGGGACAAUGUUUGGGAAUGAGAAGAGCGGAGUGGAUAAUUUUACCAUGCUCAUAUACCAGGAAGGUUUCGACCAUGUCUGUCCCGGGUCCCAUCUCUGGAUAGCCAGGGGCCGUGACCCGGGACAGAUUGGGAAUGAGAAGAGCGGAGUGGAUAAUUGUACCAUGCUCAUAUACCAGGGAGGUUUCGACCAUGUCUGUCCCGGGUCCCAUCUCUGGAUAGCCAGGGGCCGUGACCCGGGACAGAUUGGGAAUGAGAAGGAUCUCGCGAUCAUGUUGGAUGUGUAUGUGUUUUCAGCAGGGGAGAUAACUGUUAAAGGUCGGAGAUACGCUAUGUUCUUACAGUAUUAGAAUUGUUGAGCUAGUUGAAUGUUAUACACUGUAACACUGUGUGUCAUUGUGCCUCUAGUUUGGUAUCUCAGUCAGCUUGCCAACAUGCUAUACUUAUGUAUAGUAUUUUUAACCUGCCCAUUUCUUUGUGAAAUUAAUUUUUAAACAUUAAAUCGUCUUUAAUGUGAUGCCUUUCAGUAUAAGCAUUUGUGAUAAUGUUUCCAAUAGCUUGUCAUGGAACCUAGGAAUGCUCUUUUAUUUUAUUUUAUUUUAUUUUAUUUUAUUUUUUGUUAUGGCAAAAGAGAAAAACAGAAGAAAAGAAAUGCUUUUAUGUUCCCAUUUGACUGUUUUGAAAUGAUGUGUAAUUUUAAGUCGGUCAAUAGUUGUUUUGAGUGUUGUGUGCAUGUUUAUAUUUAUAUACAUAAUUGAGUUUGUGUUUUUCUGUUAGUCAAAGAAAUCAAACAGGUUAUAACUUGCCUUAAUGAGCCACUAUCCAGAAUUAGUAUUUAGCUUUACAGUAAUGUUUUGUGUUGUUUUGUCUUCUUUCUUUCUUUCUUUUUCUUUUUUUUCUUUUUGUUGUUUUAUAUGUUUUUGACAGUUUUGAACUCCUAUGUUACAGGAAUGUUCUGUGCUGAUAUGUUUUUAUCUCAUAAGAAUUGUAUUGGGAAAAAAACAAUCUCAGUAUCUUAAAAGUAAAAUCUAACAUACAUUCUGUGUUGGCCUAGCAUGACUUUACUAAAAUUAUAAGAAAUAUGGAGAGUUACUCAUUUUGAUAACAUGUUUUUUUAAGCUUGGCAAAAUGGCAGUUUGUUUGAUUCACUAAAUGUGUUGGUAACAAAAAGAGUGCAAUGUAUAAAUGUUAACUGUUUGUGUGUGAAUACUUAAGUUGGUUAUUAAAUGUUGUAAGUAUUUAACAAAUCUCUGUGUACAUGGUCAUUAAAUUAAUGAUUAAAAGUUAUUUUUGGUUCAA
Molecule: messenger RNA, 17238 nt
Organism: Gigantopelta aegis
Lineage: Eukaryota; Metazoa; Mollusca; Gastropoda; Neomphalida; Peltospiridae
Product: probable E3 ubiquitin-protein ligase HERC1
Exons: 79
Coding region: 81-14636 (4851 amino acids)
Molecular function (GO): ubiquitin-protein transferase activity; protein binding
Source: RefSeq, a predicted model, not a curated record